Messenger RNA from Lachnellula hyalina, 1545 nucleotides. RefSeq names its product L-aspartate decarboxylase (gene dtxS4). Bases 1 to 1545 code for a protein of 514 amino acids. The transcript is spliced from 4 exons. Gene Ontology annotation, biological process: carboxylic acid metabolic process. Gene Ontology annotation, cellular component: cytoplasm. The record is from RefSeq and is a predicted model, not a curated record. Gene Ontology annotation, molecular function: carboxy-lyase activity; pyridoxal phosphate binding. Lineage: Eukaryota; Fungi; Ascomycota; Leotiomycetes; Helotiales; Lachnaceae.
AUGGCAUCAAAAGCAACCGAGUUGCCACUUCGGAAUGGCUCGGAGCCGGAGGAGAAUGUAACGAAACCGUUAAACCGCGCUGAUGAGGUUGAUGAUCUACUCAAAGCCGUGCAAUCACUCAUCAUCCCAUUCAUCAGAUCCGCUGAUGAAGAUGCGGCAUCUAAACCCAGCGGUCACAGUGGUGGUCCCCGAACUGCUUUGGUGGAACAGCACAAGCCGGAACAACUCGUCAGGCUCAUGGACCUCGAUCUACCGGGCGAUGGGAAGGGGAAGGAGGGGCUCUUGGAGACGGUGCAGCAGGUGCUGAAGUAUAGUGUUAAUACGUGGGAUCAGGGCUUUUUGGAUAAGCUGUAUGCGUCGACGAAUGCUGUUGGAGUGAUAUCCGAACUCCUCCUCUCAGUCCUAAACACCAACCUCCACGUCUACCAAGUAUCCCCCGCCCUAACCGUAAUCGAGAAAACCACCACCCGCGCCCUCGCCACCCUCUACGGCUUCACCGGCCCCCACGCCGGCGGCAUCAGCACCCAAGGCGGCAGCGCCUCCAACACCACCUCGAUAAUCCUCGCGCGCAACACGCUCUACCCCAGCACCAAACGCAGCGGAAACGGCUCCCACAGAUUCGUGCUCUUCACGUCAGCGCACGGUCACUACUCGCUGGAGAAAGCAGCGCAGAUGUGCGGGCUCGGCAGCGAUAACGUCUGCGCAGUCCCGGUGGACGCCCGCGGACGUAUGGUGCCGAGUAAGUUGGAGGAGCUGGUGAUGCAGGCGAAAGAGGAGGGCCAGACGCCCUUCUAUGUCAAUGCGACGGCGGGGACCACGGUGCUAGGCUCGUUUGAUCCGUUUGUGGCUAUUAGCGAAGUGUGCAAGAAACACGGGCUCUGGAUGCACGUCGAUGGCUCCUGGGGCGGGCCAGUGGUCUUCUCAGCGCGGCAGCGCGCCAAGUUGCUCGGUGUCGAGAGGGCGGAUUCCGUGGCGGUCAAUCCGCAUAAGAUGAUGGGCGUCCCGCUUACAUGUUCGUUCUUGCUGGGUCCUGACAUGCGGAUUUUCCACGCGGCGAAUACGUUACCUGCAGGCUAUCUUUUCCACGAGAGCGAGGGUGAGGGCAAGAGCGAAGAGGUGUGGGAUCUGGCGGAUCUGACGCUGCAGUGUGGGCGGCGAGGCGACUCCCUAAAACUCGCGCUCGCAUGGAUAUAUUACGGACACUCAGGCUUCUCUGCACUCAUCGACCACGCCUUCUCCAUCGCAGCUUAUUUCGCGCACCAAGUAACCUCGAAGCCGAACUUCGUCCUGGUAUCGGAGAACCCGCCGCCGUGUCUGCAAGUCUGCUUCUACUAUGCUCGAGACGGGGUUCUGGCGCACGAGGAGCAGGAGAAUACGAGGAUCACGAGCACGAUUGUACAGGCGCUCAUCCCGAGGGGGUUCAUGGUUGAUUAUGCGCCUGGGGAGCGGGGGGCUCUGUUUAGAGUGGUGGUUAAUCAGCAGACGCUGGAGGGGACGGUUGAUGGGCUGAUUAGGGCGAUUGAGGAGGUGGGGAGGGAUGUUUGA